Molecule: messenger RNA, 1812 nt
Organism: Haliotis rufescens (red abalone)
Lineage: Eukaryota; Metazoa; Mollusca; Gastropoda; Lepetellida; Haliotidae
Exons: 1
Coding region: 1-1812 (603 amino acids)
Source: RefSeq, a predicted model, not a curated record
AUGAGGUUUAGUGAGCCUGGGAAACCAGUGCGUGCUAGCAUGAGCUUUAGUGAGUCUGGGAAACCAGUGCGUGCUAGCAUGAGCUUUUGUGAGCCUGGGAAACCAGUACGUGCUAGCAUGAGCUUUAGUGAGCCUGGGAAACCAGUGCGUGCUAGCAUGAGCUUUAGUGAGCCUGGGAAACCAGUGCGUGCUAGCAUGAGCUUUAUUGAGCCUGGGAAACCAGUGCGUGAUAGCAUGACCUUUAUUGAGUCUGGGAAACCAGUGCGUGCUAGCAUGAGCUUUAUUGAGCCUGGGAAACCAGUGCGUGCUAGCAUGAGCUUUAUUGAGCCUGGAAAACCAGUGCGUGAAAGCAUGAGCAUUAGUGAGCAUGGGAAACCAGUGCGUGCUAGCAUGAGCUUUAGUGAGCCUGGGAAACCAGUGCGUGCUAGCAUGAGCUUUAGUGAGCCUGGGAAACCAGUGCGUGAUAGCAUGAGCUUUAGUGAGCCUGGGAAACCAGUGCGUGAUAGCAUGAGCUUUAUUGAGCCUGGGAAACCAGUGCGUGAUAGCAUGAGCUUUAUUGAGUCUGGGAAACCAGUGCGUGCUAGCAUGAGCUUUAGUGAGCCUGGGAAACCAGUGCGUGAUAGCAUGAGCUUUAUUGAGCCUGGAAAACCAGUGCGUGAAAGCAUGAGCAUUAGUGGGCAUGGGAAACCAGUGCGUGAUAGCAUGAGCUUUAGUGAGCCUGGGAAACCAGUGCGUGCUAGCAUGAGCUUUAUUGAGCCUGGGAAACCAGUGCGUGAUAGCAUGAGCUUUAGUGAGCCUGGGAAACCAGUGCGUGAUAGCAUGAGCUUUAGUGAGCCUGGGAAACCAGUGCGUGCUAGCAUGAGCUUUAGUGAGCCUGGGAAACCAGUGCGUGCUAGCAUGAGCUUUAUUGAGCCUGGGAAACCAGUGCUUGAUAGCAUGAGCUUUAUUGAGCCUGAGAAACCAGUGCGUGCUAGCAUGAGCUUUAUUAAGCCUGGGAAACCAGUGCGGGCUAGCAUGAGCUUUAGUGAGUCUGGGAAACCAGUGCGUGCUAGCAUGAGCUUUAUUGAGCCUGGGAAACCAGUGCGUGAUAGCAUGAGCUUUAUUGAGCCCUGGAAACCAGUGCGUGCUAGCAUGAGCUUUAGUGAGCCUGGGAAACCAGUGCGUGCUAGCAUGAGCUUUAGUGAGCCUGGGAAACCAGUGCGUGCUAGCAUGAGCUUUAGUGAGCCUGGGAAACCAGUGCGUGAAAGCAUGAGCUUUAGUGAGCCUGGGAAACCAGUGCGUGCUAGCAUGAGCUUUAUUGAGCCUGGGAAACCAGUGCGUGCUAGCAUGAGCUUUAUUAAGCCUGGGAAACCAGUGCGGGCUAGCAUGAGCUUUAGUGAGCCUGGGAAACCAGUGCGUGAUAGCAUGAGCUUUAUUGAGCCUGGGAAACCAGUGCGUGAUAGCAUGAGCUUUAUUGAGCCUUGGAAACCAGUGCGUGCUAGCAUGAGCUUUAGUGAGCCUGGGAAACCAGUGCGUGCUAGCAUGAGCUUUAGUGAGCCUGGGAAACCAGUGCGUGCUAGCAUGAGCUUUAUUGAGCCUGGGAAACCAGUGCGUGCUAGCAUGAGCUUUAGUGAGCCUGGGAAACCAGUGCGUGCUAGCAUGAGCUUUAGUGAGCCUGGGAAACCAGUGCGUGCUAGCAUGAGCUUUAGUGAGCCUGGGAAACCAGUGCAUGAUAGCAUGAGCUUUAUUGAGCCUGAGAAACCAGUGCGUGAUAGCAUGAGCUUUAUUGAGCCUGGAAAACCAGUGCUUGAUAGCAUGGGCGUGAUAGAAUGA